Molecule: messenger RNA, 12260 nt
Organism: Solea senegalensis (Senegalese sole)
Lineage: Eukaryota; Metazoa; Chordata; Actinopteri; Pleuronectiformes; Soleidae
Product: dynein axonemal heavy chain 3-like
Exons: 1
Coding region: 1-11754 (3917 amino acids)
Biological process (GO): microtubule-based movement
Cellular component (GO): dynein complex
Molecular function (GO): ATP binding; ATP hydrolysis activity; dynein light intermediate chain binding
Source: RefSeq, a predicted model, not a curated record
AUGGUGGCAGUUCCUUAUAAAGAGCUGAUUUACCGUUAUACUCCCACUGACUAUUUUUACAGAACACAGCCUAUGAGUCCUUCACAACAGCUGGCCAUCAUUUACAGCCAAGAGGAGAAGGCAAGAGACGCGCAAGUAAAACCUACUGACAGCGAUCUAGAAAGGUAUAUGUACUAUGUCACCACUGGUAUCCCCGACUCAGCAGUGGUCCCACAACCUUACAGGCAGAAGAUGAACAUCUGGCGUCAAUUGCCUCCGGACUCUGAGGACAGUAGUAAAUAUAUCCAGACAGUCAGAGCUAACUUGGAAGAGGAGGUUAAAAAAGAUUAUUACUGCAGUAUCAAGAAGGGUAUUGUGGACUAUGUUCUGACUGACUCAUUAGAGUGCCAGCGACUGUCCAUAUCCAGCAUUCCCCAGCCCUUUCCGAGGAGGGUGAUCCGUGCACCAGUGCCUUGGUCAGCUACUUACAGGAAGAUCCGCAAGUGGCAAAGCCAUCAUCUGUUUGCUGUCAAUCACAUUAUGAUAAUGCUUGAAGAUAUAUGGCGAGACAGUUUCUCAUCCUUGAGAUUUGUCAGACUGGAAGAUCUUAUCUCUGCCAACCUCCCUCUCCUGCCAUCUGACUUUGAUGCUUUUGUCCAAAAACAGUGCCAAAAUACCAGAGAAGAACUUGUCCAAAAGUGGCUGCCUCAAUGUGCAGCACUUUUUGAAAACUUUAAUGACCUGUGGUUUCCUCUCAUACACCAGAAUGAGCAGAUGUCUCCAGUUCGUGAGCAGAGGUUUUUCAACUGUGUGGCUGCUCACAUGUCAUUGCAGCUUCGAAGCCUGGUCAUAAAAUCAUUACAGGACUUGCUCAAUUUCUUCAUAGUCCAUGAGGAGGGCAAUGAUUUUGGCGAUGUGUUUGAUGAGGUGAAAUAUGUGCAUGCUCAGAUUCUGCUGGUUAAGUUACAAGUGGAGGAGCAUGGCGUUAACCUCUAUCCAAGCUUGAAGGAAUGUUGGGUGAUCAUCCAUAGAGCCUUUGUGGAAAUUCUCAAGAGUGCUGAGAAGCUGCCAAGGGUGACAUGCAACUUUCCAGAUCCCAAAAACUUGUACCUACGCACUGUGAAGCCUGAGGAAUUGUCGGUUACAGAAGUUUUCAACAAAAUUGAGGACAUUUUCAACAGAAACACUUUUGGACCUAAAAAGUAUUUGCAAGUGUAUCAAAAAUACAGCGAUCUACUGGACAAUUCAGCAGAGCAGGAGAUAACAGUAUUCCUCAAAGAAAAGCAUUCAUUAUGCGAUUUUACCAGCAAAAUUGAGAACAUAAAUGACGCAUUGAAGGAGGUUGCCUCAUUGCCUGUCACAGUGCAUAUGUCUAUGUUUCGUCUAGAUUCAGGCAAGCUAAAUAAAGACAUGGAUUAUCAGUGUAAGAGACUGAAAGGAAAGAUUGUAAAGUUUGAAGUGGAAGAGAACCGAGAGCUUAACAAGGGGAUCUGUCAAAAGUAUGAGGAUAUUACUGCUACACUCAGAGGUACCCCAGAAACUACAGAGGAAGUAGUGUCUCUUUACCAGUACAUUAGAGAGACCACUGAAGAGACACUUCAAAAUCUGAAAGAUGAGAUUGAUGAAGCAAAACACCGCCUCCUCUUCCUUCUGGAUUAUGCCACUCUGUCAUCUGAUGACAUAAAGCUGAAUGCCCGUGUUUUUCAGUGGCCGAAACAGAUCCUGACUGAGCUUGAUGACAGCAAGACCCGUCUGGCUGCCAUGAGAGAACGAGUUGAAGAAAAUCUUCAAAGGCGGAUUGAAGAGUUUGACAAGAGGCUGAAGUGUGUGGACAAAGAGAUACUGGCUUUUAAAGAGAAAGCAGGGAUGAGCAUGGAGGAGAUAAAAGAGAAUGUGCAGGCUCUCUCUGAAAUCACCUCCAACCUUGAGUCUGCUGUCUUUGAACUAGAAGAUAUCAACAGGCAGCAGGGAAUGCUGGACCAGGAGCAAACACAAUUCCCUGAGCUGCAAGUUCUAAUAUCUAACAAACAACCUCAUGAACAGCUCUGGAGAACAGCUCUAAAGUUUGAGAUCAAUUCAGAAGUAUGGAUGAAUGGUCCCUUUCAAGAUCUAAAUGCUGAAAGCAUUUCUGAUGAGCUGGAUUCCAUGUGGAGGACAAUGCAUAAAUUGAACAAGUCUUUUUCUGAUCUUCCUGGGCUUUGCGGCAUGACCAAAAACUGCAAAAGCAAAAUAGACAAGUUCAAGAAGCACCUACCCAUCCUGACAACCAUUUGUAACCCAGGCAUCAAAGUCCACCACUGGGAAAUGAUUAGCAGCACUGUGGGGUUUAAAGUUAAACCAAACAAGAAAAGCUCACUGAUGGACAUGUUAGACCUGGGGCUCUCCAACUUUGCUGAUCAGUUGGAAGAAAUUGGUGCAUUAGCCAGUAAGGAGUACUCUCUUGAAAAAGCCUUGGAGAACAUGAAAAAUGACUGGGCUGACCUCCACUUCUCUCUCACUCAAUACAGAGAUACAGAAUACAAAAUUGUAUCUGCUGUGGAUGACAUCCAACUGCUUCUAGAUGACAACAUUAUGAAGACACAGACCAUGAAAGCUUCUCCUUUUAUUAAGCCAAUAGAGACAGAAUGUAAAGAAUGGGAGACCAAGCUGGUGAGUAUGCAGGACAUCUUAGACACCAUGCUGAAGUGUCAGGCCACUUGGCUCUACCUCGAACCCAUCUUUAGUUCCGAGGAUAUCAUUGCGCAGAUGCCUGAGGAGGGACGCAAGUUUGGAAUUGUGGACACCUGCUAUAAGAAUAUCAUUGCAGGGGCUGUUAGAGAUACACAUGUGCUGGUGGCUACAGACCAACCCAACAUGCUGGAACGCCUGCAGGAGUCCAAUGUGCUUCUUGAUGAUAUCCAAAAAGGCCUGAAUACCUACCUGGAAAAGAAGAGGCUCUUUUUCCCAAGGUUCUUCUUUCUGUCAAACGAUGAGCUGCUAGAGAUUUUGUCACAGACCAAAGACCCCCUGUGUGUCCAACCUCACCUGAAAAAAUGCUUUGAGGGCAUCGCAAAACUGGAGUUCUCAGAAAACAUGGAGAUCCUAGGCAUAAUCAGCUCUGAAAAGGAAACUGUGCCCUUCACCGAAAUGAUUAAUCCUGCCGAUGCCAACGGAAUGGUGGAGAAGUGGCUACUGCAGGUGGAACAUCAAAUGCUCGUGAGUGUUCGACAUGUUAUUCAUCAAGGUGUGAAACAGUAUGCAGAGCUGCCUAGAAAAGAGUGGGUGUUGCAGUGGCCAGGCCAAGUUGUCAUUUGUGCUUCCUCCAUCUUUUGGACAAGUGAAGUGUCUGAAGCUAUCAAUACAAACUCCCUGCCUACCUAUGUUGAAAAGUGUAACUCCCAAAUUGCUGACAUUGUGGGGUUGGUACGUGGGGCACUCCCAGGAGGGGCAAGAAUGACCCUUGGUGCCCUCAUUGUUAUUGAUGUUCAUGCCCGAGAUGUUGUGGCAAAUUUAGACGAGGAUUGCGUGUCCACGCUAAAUGACUUUGCUUGGAUUUCUCAGUUGCGUUACUUCUGGGAGAAUGAGGAAGUGAUGCUGCGCAUGAUAACUACGUGUGUGAAAUAUGGCUAUGAAUAUCUAGGAAACUCCCCUCGUCUGGUCAUCACACCCCUUACAGACCGCUGUUACAGAACCCUCAUGGGAGCCUUGAAGCUUAACUUAGGAGGAGCUCCAGAGGGUCCAGCUGGAACUGGCAAGACCGAGACUACAAAAGAUCUGGCAAAAGCUUUGGCUAAACAGUGUGUUGUUUUCAACUGUUCUGAUGGCUUGGACUACAAAGCCAUGAGUAAAUUUUUCAAAGGGCUGGCCCAGUCUGGAGCUUGGGCCUGUUUUGAUGAGUUUAAUCGUAUUGAGGUAGAGGUGCUUUCUGUGGUGGCUCAGCAGAUCCUCUGUAUACAACAGGCCAUUGCCAAGGAUCUGAAGACUUUUAUGUUUGAGGGAACAGAGCUGUCACUCAACCCAACCUGCAAUGUCUUCAUCACCAUGAACCCUGGUUAUGCUGGCAGGGCUGAACUCCCUGACAACUUGAAGGCUCUUUUCCGCACAGUGGCUAUGAUGGUUCCAGACUAUGGUCUCAUUGCAGAGAUCUCUUUAUACUCCAUGGGCUUCAUUGAAUCUCGGAGCCUGGCUCAGAAAAUUGUGGCCACGUAUCGCUUGUGCUCUGAGCAGCUUUCCUCCCAGCACCACUAUGACUAUGGUAUGCGAGCUGUGAAGUCUGUGCUGACUGCAGCAGGAAAUUUGAAACUAAAGUACCUGGACGAGGAUGAGAGUGUGCUGUUGCUCCGGGCGCUGAUGGAUGUCAACAUGGCCAAGUUCCUGGCACAGGAUGUGCCUCUGUUUCAGGGUAUCAUCUCUGAUUUAUUUCCAGGGGUUGUACUUCCAAAACCAGACUAUGAUCUCCUUCUCAAGGCUCUCAAUGACAACAUUGCUAAGUUCAACCUCCAGCCCGUCUCAUGGUUUGUUGGCAAAAUUAUCCAGGUGUAUGAGAUGAUGUUGGUACGCCAUGGCUUCAUGAUAGUAGGAGACCCUCUUGGAGGAAAAACCUGUUCUUAUAAGGUUCUUGCAGCUGCUCUGAGAGACCUUUAUGAAGCCAAGCUGAUGGAUGAGUUUGCUGUGAGCCACCAGAUCAUCAACCCUAAAUCAAUUACCAUGGGCCAACUGUACGGCUGCUUUGAUCCUGUCAGCCAUGAGUGGUCUGAUGGUGUCCUGGCCACCACCUACAGAAACCAGGCCAUGUCCACCUCAGAAAAUCGGCAGUGGAUUAUUUUUGAUGGACCUAUUGAUGCUGUUUGGAUUGAGAAUAUGAACACUGUGCUGGAUGACAACAAGAAGCUUUGUCUGAUGAGUGGUGAGAUUAUACAGAUGAGUGCUAAAAUGAGUCUUAUCUUUGAACCUGCUGACCUGGAGCAAGCCUCCCCGGCUACCGUCAGUAGGUGUGGAAUGAUCUACAUGGAACCUGAACAGCUGGGCUGGACUCCUCUCAGAGACUCUUACAUGAACACUCUGCCCAAAAAGCUGAAAACAAAACAUAAAGCAAUGAUCUCUGACCUGUUUGAUUGGUUAGUUCCACCCUGUCUGGAUUUUAUAGACUGUGAGUGUCGCUUUGUGAUUCAAACAUCUCCUAUCCACUUGGUCCAUAGUCUAAUGAAUCUGUAUACUUGCUUGAUGGAUGAAAUCGGGGCAUCAGGAAACAAGGGUGCACAGACAUUAUCCAGCCAGCAGAUAAUUGUGUGGCUACAAUGUCUGUUUUUGUUUUCAGCUGUAUGGAGUCUCGGUGGAACCAUCACUGGGGACAGUCGUAAGAAAUUUGAUGUCUUCUACCGUAACCUGGUAAUUGGCAAAAACGGAAACCACAAACGGCCUAAGAGUUUUACACUCAAAAAGAAAAACAUGUUCCCUGAGUCAGGCUCUGUCUAUGACUUCUACUUACACAAAAAGGGACAAGGGGAGUGGAAUGUAUGGACUGAUUUAAUCACAAAAGAAGAGAGUGCCAUUGCACCUGGAGCUAAUGUGUCAGACCUCAUUAUACCCACCAUGGAGACAGCACGUCAGUUGUAUUUCCUGCACACAUACCUGUCACAUGAAAUACCCAUGCUUUUUGUGGGGCCCACUGGAACUGGAAAAUCAGUCAUAAACAACAGCUUUUUGGAAAUGCUACCAAAGGAGCAGUAUACUCCAAACUGUAUCAAUUUCUCAGCCCGCACCUCAGCAAAUCAAACACAAGAUAUCAUCAUGGCAAAACUGGACCGAAGGAAAAAGGGCACAUUUGGACCACCUUCAGGAAAAAAGUGUGUCAUUUAUGUUGAUGAUCUGAACAUGCCAGCUAAAGAAAUCUAUGGUGCCCAACCCCCAAUUGAACUGUUAAGGCAGUGGAUUGAUCACCGCCACUGGUAUGACAGGAAGGACACCUCCAGGCAGAACAUAGUGGAUGUGCUAUUUAUGUCUGCAAUGGGGCCUCCUGGUGGUGGGAGGAAUGACAUUACAGGGCGUUUCACACGACAUCUGAACAUCAUCACAAUUGAUUGCUUUGAUGAUGAAACACUGUCUAAGAUAUUUGGUUGCAUCACUGACUGGCACUUUAGCAAAGGGUUUGAUGUCUCUUUCAUUGAGUUGGGCAAGACCAUGGUCCAGGCAACAAUGACAGUCUAUCAGGAUGCCAUAAAAUAUUUCCUGCCCACCCCAUCUAAAUCCCACUACAUCUUUAACCUGCGAGACUUUGCUCGAGUCGUACGAGGUGUACUCCUGGCUCCACACACACACAUGAAGGCAGAAGACAAACUGAUCCGCCUGUGGAUCCAUGAGAUCUACCGUGUUUUCUAUGACCGUCUCAUUAGCGAAGAUGACAAAGAAACAUUCUUUAACAUUGUCAAAGAGAGAACUAUGAAGUUUUUCAGGCAGAGCAUGGAACAGCUCCUGGGCCACCUCAGUGAAGAUGGCAAUGUCGUGGAUGAGUGCAUCCGAAGCUUGUUCUUUGGUGACUAUGCCAUGCCUGAUUCAGACAUCAAGGUUUAUGAUGAAAUCACAGACUUGAAUUUAUUGCAAGACGUUAUGGAGACCUACCUGGAAGAGUACAACAACUGCAGCAAGACACCCAUGUCUCUUGUUAUGUUCAAAUUUGCCAUUGAGCACAUUUCCCGCAUUUGCCGUGUGCUGAAACAAGACAACGGCCACCUUCUGCUCGUCGGCAUCGGGGGUUCAGGGCGCCAGAGUGCCACAAAGCUGGGUACCUUUAUCAAUGAUUACACCUUGUUCCAAAUUGAGCUGACCAAAAGCUACACCAUGUCAGACUGGCGAGAUGACCUGAAACGGAUGAUGCUUAAAGCAGGUGUUGAAGGCAAUAAUUCAGUUUUCCUGUUUAAUGACAGCCAAAUUAAGGAUGAGGCCAUGUUGGAGGAUGUCAACAUGCUGCUUAAUACUGGUGAUGUGCCAAACAUCUUUCCUUCUGAUGAACGUGCAGAAAUCCUUGAGAAAGCUCAAGGAAUCGCCCGGAUGGAAGGCAAAAAGAUUGAUUCUUCUCCACUAUCAUUGUACAACUUCUUUAUCGACCGUGUGAAGUCAAACCUUCAUAUCGUGCUAGCCAUGAGCCCCAUUGGUGAUGCAUUUAGGAACCGUCUUAGAAUGUUCCCCUCCCUCAUCAACUGUUGCACCAUUGACUGGUUUCAUGCAUGGCCAACUGAUGCUCUGGAGAUGGUGGCCCACAAGUUCUUAGAAGAUGUGGAAAUGGAGAGUGAAGUCAGACUAGAGGUGGUGGAAAUGUGCAAGAACUUCCAGACAAGUGUCGUGGAUUUGUCCCAGGCAUUCUUUUCCAGAUUAAGGAGACACAACUAUGUCACACCCACUUCCUACCUUGAACUCAUUCUCACAUUUAAGAAUCUUCUUGGCGAUAAGAGGGAUGAAGUUGACACUGCCAGGAACCGAUAUAUUGUUGGUCUUGAGAAACUGGACUUUGCUGCGUCCCAGGUGUCAGAAAUGCAGCAGGAGCUGACAGACUUGCAGCCAGACCUUAUCAAGACUUCAGCUGAGACAGAUCAGAUGAUGAUCAAGAUUGAGGGAGAAACAGUCGAAGUGGAUGCCAAAAAAGAAGUUGUGACUGCUGAUGAGAAAGUGGCUAAUGAUGCAGCAGAAGCAGCAUCAGAAAUAAAAGAUGACUGUGAGAAAGACCUGGCAGAAGCAUUGCCUGCUCUAGAAGCUGCCCUGUCAGCCUUAAAUACCUUAAAACCUGCUCAUAUCACAGAAGUUAAGUCGAUGAAGAACCCACCUGGUCCAGUUAAACUAGUCAUGGAGUCCAUCUGUAUCAUGAAGGGCAUCAAACCUGAGAAAAAACCGGAUCCAAGUGGCUCUGGUAAGAUGGUUGAAGAAUUCUGGGGCCCUUCCAAGAAACUCCUAGCAGACCAGAAGUUUUUGGAAAGUCUCAAAACCUAUGACAGAGACAACAUCCCUGCCAUUUACAUCAAGAAAAUCAGAGACAAGUAUAUUGACAACCCCGACUUCCAUCCCUCUGUUAUUAAAAAUGUGUCAUCGGCUUGUGAGGGUCUCUGUAAGUGGGUGCGGGCAAUGGAAGUGUAUGAGCGUGUAGCCAAAGUUGUAGCACCAAAGAAGGAGAGAUUGAAGCAAGCUGAGGAAGAGGUGGCAGAGCAAAUGGAAACUUUGGCUGUGAAGCAAGCUGAGCUGAAAGAAGUAGUGGACAGACUGGAGAGCUUGAAUAAAGACUUGGCAAAAAUGAUUGAGAAGAAGAAAGAGCUUGAAAACAACAUUAAAUUGUGUUCUGAGAAGCUGGACAGGGCAGAGAAGCUAAUUGGCGGACUGGGUGGUGAGAAAGACAGAUGGACAGAGGCUGCAAGGCAGCUUGGGAUUACAUACACCAACCUGACAGGUGACAUACUCCUUUCCUCAGGAACUAUAUCCUACCUUGGGGCAUUUACUGUAGAGUUCCGUACAACAUGUCAGGAAAAUUGGCACACAGUGUGCCAAGAGAAGAAAAUCCCUUGCUCUGGGGACUUCACCCUCAGCACCACUCUGGGUAACCAGGUGGCCAUCAGAGCAUGGCAGAUUGCUGGGCUGCCAGUGGACUCCUUCUCAACAGACAAUGGUAUCAUUGCCUUUAACUCCCGUCGAUGGCCCCUAAUGAUAGACCCUCAAGGUCAAGCAAACAAAUGGAUCAAGAACAUGGAGAAGGCAAAUAAGCUCUCUGUCAUCAAACUAUCAGAUGAUAACUAUGUGAGGACACUGGAGAACUGCAUUCAGUUUGGUAAUCCUGUUCUUUUGGAGAAUGUUAGAGAGGAACUUCAACCUGUACUUGAGCCUGUGUUACUAAAGCAGACCUUCAAACAGCAUGGUGUGGAGUACAUGAAAGUAGGUGAGAAUAUUGUGGAAUAUUCUAAAGAAUUCAAAUUCUACAUGACUACUGGUCUGAGGAACCCUCACUAUCUUCCUGAAGUAGCUGCCAAAGUCUGUAUUCUGAAUUUUAUGAUCACGCCACAAGGCUUACAGGACCAGCUUUUGGGUCUUGUAGUGGCCAAGGAGAGGCCUGAACUUGAAGAGAAGAAGAACAAACUCAUUCUUGAGAGUGCAGCCAACAGCAAACAGCUAAAGGAAAUUGAGGAUAAAAUCUUGCAAGUCCUUUCCUCUUCUGAGGGCAACAUCCUGGAGGACGAGGGUGCGGUUAAGAUCUUGUCUUCUUCCAAGAUUCUCUCAGAGGAGAUCUCUAAAAAGCAACAAAUUGCCAGUGUCACAGAGAAAGAAAUUGAUGACACCCGUAUGGGCUAUCGUUCCGUGGCAGAGCACUCCUCCGUCUUGUUUUUCUGCAUCUCAACACUGGCCAACAUUGAACCCAUGUAUCAGUACUCCUUGACCUGGUUCUUCCACCUCUACCUAUAUUCCAUUGCUGAGAGCCCGAAGAGUGAUGAUGUGAAUGAAAGAAUUGACAACAUUGCUGAACACUUUACUCUCUGCAUCUAUAAAAAUGUCUGCCGCUCACUUUUUGAAAAGGAUAAGUUGCUAUUUUCCCUGCUACUCACUGUAGGCAUAAUGCAGGGUAAAGGCGAGGUUGACGACCAAGUUUGGCACUUCCUUUUAACAGGUGGUGUUGCUUUGGAUAAUCCACAUCCUAACCCUGCUCCAGAGUGGCUAUCUGAAAAAUCUUGGACUGAGAUUGUCAUGGGCUCUAAACUGCCAAACCUGCAUGGUUUCUUUGAACAUGUCAAUGACAAAAUAGAUGAAUGGAAGAGGCUUUAUGACUCAGGGCAUCCUCAUAAGGAGCAGUUGCCUGACAAGUGGAGUGAUUUGGUCGGGAUGGAUCGAAUGGUUGUGAUCAGAUGCUUCAGGCCAGAUAAACUGGUUCCAGCUGUGCAGGAUUUUAUUGUAGCUAACAUGGGACAGGCUUUCAUUGAACCACCCAAUUUUGACUUGGCAGAGAGCUACAAAGACUCAAACUGCUGCUCUCCUCUCAUCUUUGUGUUGUCACCAGGCUCUGAUCCAACUGCAGGUCUGUUGAAGUUUGCUGAUGACCUUGAAAUGGGGGGCAGUAGGACCCAAACCAUUUCCCUUGGGCAGGGACAGGGACCCAUAGCGGCUCAGAUGAUUAACAAAGCCAUCAAAAAGGGCACAUGGGUGGUGCUACAAAACUGUCACCUGGCCACCAGCUGGAUGCCCGCUCUCGAGAGGAUCUGUGAAGUAACCAUCACCCCAGAGAACACAAGCUCCAAGUUUAGGUUGUGGUUAACUAGUUAUCCUUCUGACAAGUUCCCAGUUAGUAUUCUGCAGAAUGGGCUGAAGAUGACAAAUGAGCCACCUAAAGGAAUAAGAGCCAACCUGAUGCGCUCUUACCAGAGUCACCCCAUCUCUGAUCCUGCCUUCUUUGUCAGCUCCAAAAAACAAGAAACUUGGCAAAAGCUCUUGUUUGGUCUGACCUUCUUCCAUGCACUGGUACAGGAAAGGAGGAACUUUGGGCCUCUAGGCUGGAAUAUUCCAUACGAGUUUAAUGAGUCUGACCUGAGGAUCAGCAUCAGGCAGAUCCAGAUGUUCCUGGAUGAGUAUGAGGAGGUUCCACUGGCAGCCCUCACAUACCUCACAGGAGAAUGCAACUAUGGAGGCAGGGUGACCGAUGACAAAGACAGACGUCUGCUGCUGUCACUCCUGUCCAUCUUCUACAAUUGGGAGGUGAUACGGCAGGAAUGCUACAAUCUGUGUGAGGGAAAUCUGUAUCACAUUCCAGCUCACGGACCCUACGAGACAUACAUUGACUACAUUCGCAGUCUUCCAAUUUGUCCCGAUCCUUGUGUUUUUGGACUUCACAGCAAUGCUGACAUCACAAAAGACAAUCAAGAAACCAAUCUGCUCCUGGGAGGAGUACUAUUAACUAUGCCAAGACAGAUGGGAGGUGGGGCUAAGUCUCCUCAGGAAGUAGUAGAUGAGCUUGCAGAAGACAUCCUCUCCAAGUUGCCAGCAGACUUUGACACACAAAUGGUGAUCGAAAAAUACCCUGUCGUAUAUGAGGAAUCUAUGAAUACUGUUUUGAGGCAGGAGAUAAUCCGCUUCAAUAGACUCACAAUUGUGGUGCGGGAAAGUCUGGUGAACAUCAAAAAAGCUUUGAAAGGCCAGAUUGUUAUGUCUUCUGAGCUUGAAGACAUCUUUAACAGCAUGCUGGUGGGCAAGGUGCCUGCUAUGUGGGCAGCCAAGUCAUACCCCUCUCUCAAACCAUUGGGGAGCUACGUGACUGAUCUGUUAGCCAGACUGCAAUUCCUACAAGACUGGAUAGAUAAAGGUCCGCCGUCAGUCUUUUGGCUUUCUGGAUUUUAUUUCACUCAGUCAUUCCUUACGGGAGUGUCUCAGAAUUUUGCCAGGAAGUAUACCAUUCCUAUUGACUUCAUCGGCUUUGAAUAUGAGGUAACCAAAGAAGAGAAACACAUGGAUGAGAAGCCAGAGGAUGGAGCCUAUGUUAAAGGCCUUUUCAUGGAAGGUGCACGCUGGGACAGAGAGAGCAUGUUCAUUGGGGAGUCCCUCCCCAAGAUUCUCUUUGACACUUUACCCAUCAUCAAGCUUAAACCUGGAGAGAUGUCCAAAUUUAAGCAUGAAAACAUAUAUGUUUCUCCUGUUUACAAAACCAGUGCUCGCAGAGGGACCUUGUCCACCACAGGCCAUUCCACCAACUAUGUAAUGUCUAUCGAAUUGCCCUCCGACAAGCCACAAAAGCACUGGGUUAACCGUGGAGUGGCAUGCCUCUGCCAGCUGGAUGACUAGUAACAAGCUGCUGUGUUUCAAGGUGGAGACCAGAUAGAUGAGGAAGAAUAUGGUAAGGAAGACAAAGAAGGGGAAUAAGAUGAUUUUUAUUUUUUAUCUUUCAUCUGAAGAUUCCCCUUCAUCGACCAUUAAAGAACAAAUACGUGUGGACAUGAACUGUUCUUAUCUGUCCGUUAUUUUUAAAUAAGAAUGUUCCACCUUCAGAUUACCUGAUAACAGUUUGUCAUAGAUUUUCUGUACUGUAAAAAAUACUUUUAUGUGCACCUUGUAGAGAUGAACAUGUUAGGAAUGUACAUACAUAAAAAUGUAUACAACACUAUUUUUGAAGUAAAUCAAAAUUUGUGGGGAAUGACUGGAGAAGAAAUUCUUGCCUUCAACAUUGAACAGAGACAUGGUUUGGUACUGGCCAGAUUUGUGUGUUUUUUAAGAAAAAGGUAUGAGAGCACCAAGCAACCGACAGGUGAGACCAACUAACUAGUAGUUUGUUUUAACACCGGUACAGUAAA